Messenger RNA from Cynocephalus volans (Philippine flying lemur), 3248 nucleotides. Its product is annotated as zinc finger protein 558. Bases 606 to 1814 code for a protein of 402 amino acids. Lineage: Eukaryota; Metazoa; Chordata; Mammalia; Dermoptera; Cynocephalidae. Gene Ontology annotation, cellular component: nucleus. The record is from RefSeq and is a predicted model, not a curated record. The transcript is spliced from 9 exons. Gene Ontology annotation, biological process: regulation of transcription by RNA polymerase II. Gene Ontology annotation, molecular function: DNA-binding transcription factor activity, RNA polymerase II-specific.
GAGCCGCGUCGCCAGCUAGGGGGCGAGUCCCAUCGUGUCCGCGAGUCGGCGUAUUUGUCCCCGCGGGAGGGGCCCGGACUCGGCAAGAAAAGCAUUAUUCAAGCUCAGAUUUGUGUGGAAACCAGCCUCCUGUCCACCUGUCUUCACUGAUCCGUUUUGUGUGACCAGGAAUUCAGGAGCAGCUUGGCCAGAAGGUUUGGCUCAGGCCUUCCUGGAGGUUGCCUGUGAAGUGGGACUGCAUCAUCUGAAGUCUCUCCUAGUACUCAAGGAUUCACUUCUAAGGAGUUUGUGCCUGUGUCUAGCAAGUAGCUGCUGGCUAUUGGCAGGAGGCCUCAGUUCCUCUCCAUGUAGGCCUCUCCAUGGGGCUGCUGGUGCAUCUACACAACAUGGCAAUUGGCUUCCCCUAGAACAAGCACCCAGAAGACCAAGGCAGAAGCUGCAUGUCUUCUAGGACCCAGCCUUGGAAGUCACUCACUCUGCCACCUCUGCAAUAUUCUGCUGGUUGCACAGAGUGCUGACCUGAGUGUCCUUCGGGAAUAAGAGGAGGAGCUUCCUGCUUCUCCCACUUCCUGGUGUUCAGGAACCUUUGCUGUCAGAGUCACAGGAUGGCGACCAUUGUCCUGCGCCCAUCUUGUGCUCGGUCCUCCUUGUACCCGAUGUCUCAGCAGAAAGGACGCACAGAGGAGGAAGGGCUGGUUGAUGAGCUCCUGACAGGCUGGUUACAGGACCUGGUGACCUUUGAGGAUGUGGCUGUGGAGUUCACCCAGGAGGAGUGGGCAUUGUUGGACCCUUCUCAGAGAACACUGUACAGGGAUGUGAUGCUGGAGAACUGUAGGAACCUGGCCUCACUUGGGUGUCAUGUUGAUAAACACAGUCUGAUAUCCCAGUUGGAGCCAGAAGACAAGAUGAUGACAGAGGAGAGAGGAAUCCUCCCAGGCCCCUGUCCAGAUUUGGAAUCUCUACUUAAAGCCAGAUGGUUAAUGCCGAAGAAGGAUGUUUUUAGAAAAGAACAAUCUAAAGCUGUAAAAGUGGAAAGAAGUCAUCGUGGAGUGAAACUCAAUGAAUGUAAUCAGUGUUUUAAAGUCUUCAGCACGAAAUCUAACCUUACUCAGCACAAAAGAAUUCACACUGGAGAAAAACCCUAUUACUGCAAUCAAUGUGGAAAAUUCUUCAGCAGUAGAUCUUACCUUACUAUUCAUAAGAGAAUCCAUAAUGGGGAGAAACCCUAUGAGUGCAAUCACUGUGGGAAAGCAUUUAGUGAUCCCUCAUCUCUUAGACUACACGUGAGAAUUCACACUGGAGAAAAACCUUAUGAAUGUAACCAGUGUUUCCAUGUCUUUCGCACUAGUUGUAAUCUCAAAAGCCACAAGAGAAUUCAUACGAGGGAGAAUCACCAUGAAUGUAAUCAGUGUGGAAAGGCUUUCAGCACAAGGUCCUCCCUUACUGGACACAAUACCAUUCAUACAGGAGAGAAACCUUAUGAAUGCCAUGACUGUGGGAAAACCUUCAGGAAGAGCUCAUAUCUGACACAGCACAUGAGAACUCAUACUGGAGAAAAACCGUAUGAAUGUAAUGAGUGUGGAAAAUCCUUCAGCAGUAGUUUUUCUCUUACUGUGCACAAGAGGAUACAUACAGGAGAGAAACCCUAUGAAUGCAGUGACUGUGGGAAAGCCUUUAAUAAUCUCUCAGCUGUUAAGAAACACUUAAGAACUCACACUGGAGAAAAGCCCUACGAGUGUAAUCAUUGUGGAAAAUCUUUUACUAGUAACUCUUACCUUUCUGUGCACAAGAGAAUACAUAAUAGGUGGAUAUGAGUGUCUGUGGGAAUUUCUGUGGGAAAGUGCUCAUUGAUCUCGUCUGUAAGACAACAUGCGAGAACUCACACUGGAUGUAUAAAUUAUCUGUUGCUGCCUAACAAAUUACUCCCCAAAACGUGGCUUCAUACAACAAACAUUUAUUAUAAUUUCCAGAAAUGGCUUAGCUCUGUAGUUCUGUCUCAGGAUCUCUCAUUAGGUUGCAGUCAAGGUGUCAGCCAGAGCUGCAGUCCUCUAAAGUCUUUACUGAUGGAGGGUCCACUUUCAGGAUGACUCAUUCACAUUCCUGGAAAGUUAAUGCUGGUUAUUGGCAGAGGAUCUUCAGUUUCCCACCAUUUAGGCCUCUCCACAGGGCUGAGUUUCUUUACAAUAUGGCAGCAAGUCCCCCCGACCCACCCACCAAAGCAGGUGAUCCAAGAGAGCACCAAUGCAGAAGCCACAGUGUCUUAUGACCUAGCCUCAGAAGGACAUAUUUUUAUUUCUUCACUAUUGUUUUAGUCACACAGACUAAUCCUGAUACAGUAUGGGAGAAGACUACACAAGGUAUGAAUACCAGGAGACAGAUCACUGGGAAUCAUCUGGAAAACUUAAUGAAGAAAAGCCUUCAGCACACCCUCAUCCUUUUAAUUUAAUGAACAUGAAAUACAAUUCAAUAACUCUCUCCUUAAUUCACUCUGGAGAGAACUCUGUUGUGCCCAAAAUAUGUACUGGGAAAACCUGAGGAAUGGUAUAGUGAUAGGAAAGCCUUCAGUGAUAUCUCUCUGGGGUCAUGUGACAGUUCACUCUAACGCAGAAACUCUGUGGAGGUCAUCAGAAUGUAAAAGCCUCAGGGACAUUCAGCCUUUAAGACACACAUGGGAAAUAAUACAACAGAGGAACUCUCAUGUAAGAAAUGUGGUAAACCCAACAGCACAAAGUGUUCACAUAUUACUGAGCAAAAAUAGUGAGGUUCUCUAACUAUAGUAACUAUGGGAAACCCUUAAAUGUUGUCUCAGUAUUGCAGAGCCUUCCCAUUCUUCUACAUUCAUUAGGAAUCUUGUGAAUAUAAAGAAUGAGAGAAAGUCUUCAAUGAUGCCUCUCUGGUAGAAAGAAUAUGAAAAUUCUCCCUAGAUGCAAAACCUACAAGGUUACUAAUUUUGGAAAUUUGUUCAGUGAUUCCUCUUUUUGUUGUGAGAACACAUACUGGAGGAAUACCCUAGGAAUGUAAUCAAUGUUGGGAUGCCUCAAUCUCAGCUCAUCACCGAGUGGCCACAACGAAAUUUAUACCAGGAACAAAAAAUAUAAACGUUAUGGGUGUGGGGUUUAUUACAUUUGAGAUUACCUUUCUCAGUGUCUCAUCUGUAUAUCGGGCCACUAGCUCAUUAGUUUUACAUCUUUCUGUUUUGAUAUAAACAUUUAUGUCUAUACCUAUUCCCUAAAAUAAAUGUUAACGUU